CAACAAGCGGGCCAAGGGUCAUUACACGGAGGGAGCUGAGCUCAUUGAUUCUGUUCUUGAUGUUUUUAGGAAAGAGGAUGAGAAUUGUGAUUGCUUGCAAGGGAAAGAUAAAGUCAAUUGGUUAUACUAGCAAGAUGAAGUCAAUUAAAGUACUUGUAUUUAUAUUCAUAUUAUAAAGUCAUAUAAAGUAGGCUCUUCCUCUGCAUUUUUCUUGAAAUACCUGUAUUGAUGCAUAUAUCCGAGCAUGGGUUUGGGGAUAAGACCCCCCCAAAUACAUGUAAAAUUUGGAAAUAUUGAACAUACUUGCGUCAGAGGCAUACUCAUAUCAAAACUUCAAAAUGGCGUGGGUUUGGUGAUUGUGCUUCAUGUGUUGGUAAGUACAUUGAAUAUUUUUAGCUUGACUGUUGAAGCUACACUGGUUAUUUUAUUGAAGACAUCUUCCUGAUGCUUUGUGUUUUUGCAAAUGGUGCUAAAAGCUGGUGGAUCUUUUUCCAUGAAGAGGAACUGAGGUAUCAACUAUCUGCAGUUGUGAAACAUUUCGGAUUCAGACCUACUUUUGGACGCUAUGUUUGCUACAUUCGAUCCUCUCCUAAUAUGUGGCAUAAGAUGAAUGAUUUAAGGGUUACGUGUGUUGAAGAAGAAGCUGUUGAUACCAAAGUCUGUUCUAGAUGACAUAGACUUUACCUCCAAUCUUGAGGUGGAAAAGAGUGCCAAUUGCAGCGCCAAUGAAACUAAAGAUGUUGCUGAUAGAGCUUCAACUCAAUUCUCUUGCGAUGUGUAUAGUCAUAGGCAGGUUCAACUAGUCAGUCUGUUUCUCACAUGUAUUAUUUAUUUUAGUUUUA
This is a messenger RNA of Gossypium raimondii (Peruvian cotton), 842 nucleotides long. Its product is annotated as ubiquitin carboxyl-terminal hydrolase 21. Gene Ontology annotation, biological process: protein deubiquitination. Bases 445 to 672 code for a protein of 75 amino acids. Lineage: Eukaryota; Viridiplantae; Streptophyta; Magnoliopsida; Malvales; Malvaceae. Gene Ontology annotation, molecular function: cysteine-type deubiquitinase activity. The transcript is spliced from 4 exons. The record is from RefSeq and is a predicted model, not a curated record.